UACACCAGCCACCGGCUCCUGUACGAUUGCUGCGCUGUGUGACGACGAUAAACUUUGGGUACAGCCUAGAAUAUAAUAAGAUCCGGGAAUUGAUAUCAGCUUGGGAGAAGGCCGGGAGAAGGCCGGGAGAAGGCCGGCACGGGUACAUCCCUUCAAUACAUAUUACUGACCGAGUUCCCGAACAACAGCAUCGAGGUCAGCUACGCCGGGGGUCACAAGGUCAGCUGAGCCGGAGUUGGGGCAUGUCCCCCGCUGACAUGUUACGGCUGACGCUCCCCCUACUGCUCUCUGUGCCUGCAGCAGGCGUAGCAAGCCUGCCUUCAUCUUCACGGGGACUGGUCCCGCACCGGUCAUCUCCGCUCUACCUGUCAACCUCGGCAGCCGCAAAAAUAAUGUUCGACCGCAGCAGCUGCAGUGGCGGUGGGAUAUCAUUACCAUCUGCAAGACCCGGGUGGCCAAGACGAGGGCAGAGAUUGCAACGGGGAUCAAAGAACAUCAAGCACCAAUUGUCGUCGGGGUGGGGAGUGGGCGUAGUUUGUGGGGCUGGUGGAGACUCAAACGCCGGCGACGACGAGAGCAGCGGAAGAAGAGAUGAUGACAGCGAAAGGGGAAAAAAUGAUGGCGCGAACAGCGCACCUAAGGACGAAGGGUCGCUCAUGGCUGAGAAGCAGGGCGCCAACAACAGCGCGGGCGAUGGUGACGAUUCGUUGCAAACGUCAGCGUUUUCUGUUUCGGCCCUCGAAGAUGAACUUCAGGCGCGUGCAGCACAGAAAGCGGCAACAACACAACGGGAUGGUGCCAGAAGCGGAGGAGGAACAACCGCCGAUGAAGGGGAAGACGCUUGGUUGCCGCGAUUCUUCCCGCCACCGUUACCGACGCAAGACGACGAAGAAGGAGAUGCCAUUCAGCCUUUGAUUGAGCUCCCUCUGGACGGGAUCCUUCUGCAGUUGUUCCCGGCUCUGCUGAUAGGUGUGUUGGGUCUUUUCCUUACGGUCGUCAUUCAGGUGGAAGCCGGCAGAUUCGACGGAAUGGUGGGCGAGGACGGCGGGGUCGUUGUUGUGACCGACCUUCGAGACACAAGAACGCAGGAGCAACCAUGAAGACUCGGAGGGUGAAGUACAACGCAUCUUUGAAACAUGGAUCUGGUAGGAGGUAUCCCUAAAUUCGUUUGAGAACAGGUUAGCAGGUGUGAGGAGGUGCUAAUGAUUAACCUCUUCUUGGUCGUGAGUUAUUGCGAGCGUUGAGAGUUGUUGGCGCUCGCCAGACUAUACGAGGGCAUGGAUAAGGUUUUUGAAAAGUGAGGCGGCAAAUGCGGCUGGGUUGUUUCCUUAGCAUUGAUCAGUUCUGAACGUUCUGGGCUCAAUCUCAUGGGUGCUGUUAUGUAGUACUUUGAAGCUUCUGAGAUCCACACAUCCUUGUUCUUGCAGAGGAGACCGAUUGUGUUGGGUACGAAACGACGCACGUACGCACGUGUGGUUUAUCUUGGCAAAUACCAAGCAUAAAUGAUGCUGGUGGUGUCCUUAAAUAUGCUUUGAUUGUGUUGCCACGACAAGCAAUACUUUCGAUUCUCCGGUUGCUUAUUGUUGCCGUAGGCGAUGCUGUCACAUGUGGGUUACUUUGUCUUCUUCAUAUGUGCAGUCUACAUUCUUGGCCACAAACG
Molecule: messenger RNA, 1660 nt
Organism: Ectocarpus sp. CCAP 1310/34
Lineage: Eukaryota; Phaeophyceae; Ectocarpales; Ectocarpaceae
Source: the annotation of a GenBank genome assembly